AUGGGAGACUCCUCCGCCUGUGAAUACGCCCAGCGCAGCCAUCUCGGUGUCUUGUUGCAUGGCAGAGCUGUGUUCCCUGGCAAGCUCCUGGUUCAAGCUGCUGCCCCGCCUCGCACCCUUCUCACGGCUGGUCUGGUCAUUGACGACCUGGUGCUUCUGCAGCGGUGCUUGCUUGCUGACCGGCCCGGCGCUGGGCUACCUGCAUCGUUGGGCGCUUCUCAGCUUCAAGCCGCGCUUGACGCCUACAAGGCUGCUCCGUUGGACUUUAAUCCCAAGAAGAAGACUUUUGCUGAUGAGCUCCAAGCCAUGUUUUGGGGAGUCGACUGUUGUGGGACGUUGGGUCUUGUUCGCACCGCGCCUGCCUGGUACUGGCCCCUCGUGCUGAUCACCCUUCGGGUGGUGCAACUUGGCCUCUGCGCACGGGCGCUGAAGCUUGAAAUCCUCCUGGGUUCGUGGCUUGCCGUCUCUGCUCCGACGGAGGCUGCUGUCCCUUGCCUCCUUGCCGUUCAAGGCUGUGCAGCAUGGCGCGCCGGCCACCUGGCCGUGUUGGACUUGCGUGCGAGCAUUUGCCCUUGGAUUUUUCGCCACCGAUGCUUCGAGCACCUGGCAAGCCGGAAUCAAGGCGCCUCUUCCCGAGCCAUUGCCCGUGAGUUUCUGCGGCGCUCCUUGCAAAAGGGGGCGUGGAUCCGCCUUCUUGCCCCUGCCGCUGCCCACUUACGUGAGCAACAGCUUCUUGAACCGGAAGCCGAGCUGCCCGAUGAUGAAGUGUUCUCCACUCAUCCUGUCGCUGUUGCUGCGGCCACCGUACCUGUGUACGCCUGCGCCUGGCGAAAAGAGUACAAGGCUCGUGUGCGUAUCAAUGUGGCUGAGCUCGAAGCCUUUCUCCGUGAAGAAGCGAGGAUCUUUGAGCGAUCCUCCUUCGUGCAAUGUCGGUAUAGAUUAUGUUUAGAUCUGAACAAUCUUGCCAUGGCGUCCAUGCAGCGUGCCAAGAACACGGCCUCCCAGAGUGAGAUUCGAAGGAUUCUUCGUGCGCGCCUGGAUGUGGAAGUCAUUGAUUCCUGGCUGAAGGAUAGAGUUUUUCAGCCGGAACAGGUGGCCAAGUUGUUUGUUACAGCACUGGUCGAAGUUCUGUCUUGGACCCCUCGACUGAACAAGAGCACGCUAUCCCCUGCCUUCUCUGAGAUUUUCCGUCUCAGUCAAGCAGAUGCCAAUGCUUUGUCACAGGCUUGGGUGGACUAUGUGACGCACUGUCGACAGGAUGCUGGUAAGAAGCGGACAGCAUCUCCGGAGACUUUGGACAUCAGUAGUGGCGACGAGCCAGCAGCCUCGUCGUCGAAGCGUACUCCAACAGAAGCGGCCCUGAAGGCAUCUGCUCGAAGUUUUGGUAUCCAUGUAGGUAGUCCCGUGAAAGUACGUGGCCACUGGGUGGAUUGGUCAGCCACGCAGGUGAAGCGAAGCGGUGCUGAUGGAAUAGAAGUAGCGGACAAGCUUGAGUAUGGCGAGCAGGGCUUCGUGGUGGCGUUUUUUGGCCAGGACCAGAUCAUGACUGAGAUGCCCAACUUGUUUCUUCGCAUGGCCAGGGCUGGUGAAGGAGGCGGGUCGACUAUGAAGCGACCAGCUGCGGUCAUGAAGAGACCCAGCAAAGCUUCCAAGCGUGCGUGCUCGCCUGAUGCAGAUGCCGUGGCGGUUGCUGAGAGUGACGAGGACCAUGCGGCGGUGGCGGAUGACCCGGGGCCUGCUGGAGUUGCUGUUGUAGAUGAUUCUUUGGCGUUGACUGUUUUAGGCGUUUUUAAGACGGCUGCGACGGGACAGUCGUAUGUACAGGCCAAGCUAAGCGAUGGCAAGAAGAAGCUUCUGGUUAGUAUUCCUAAGUCCAUGAGCGAAGCUCAUCAGGACAAGAUUAAGGUUUUGCACAAGCUGGCCCAGGCCAAGUAUGCGGAGUUGGACUUCGAUGCUUUGAAGCGUCUGUUGCUUGCCCGCAGGGCGGAGAUUCUGUAG
Molecule: messenger RNA, 1998 nt
Organism: Symbiodinium pilosum
Lineage: Eukaryota; Dinophyceae; Suessiales; Symbiodiniaceae
Source: the annotation of a GenBank genome assembly